Messenger RNA from Penicillium egyptiacum, 1404 nucleotides. Lineage: Eukaryota; Fungi; Ascomycota; Eurotiomycetes; Eurotiales; Aspergillaceae. The record is from the annotation of a GenBank genome assembly.
AUGCUCGAAGAGACCACUCCAUUACUUGGUAGGCAGCAGAAAGCCACCAGGUGGCUAUCAAUCUACUGGUUGUCUGCUGUUGUUUUCUGCCUGUCUGCCGCGGGGGCUUUUCUCAAUGUGCCCCUAACGCGACUCAUCGAAGACAACCUCUGUAGUCGAUAUAUUCAACAGGGCGCCCCAACUGAAGAGCUCUGCAAGACUGAUAAGAUUCAGUCCAAGUUGGCUUAUCUCAAUGGCUGCCUCCCUCUUGUGGAGGCCGUCGUUGGUCUUGUUGUGGCUUUUCCAUUUGGAGUCCUGGCUGAUAGGGUCGGUCGGAAACCCAUUAUUAUUCUGUCAAUGAUUGGGACCUCACUAUCCUUGGCCUGGGAAUUAGCUGUAAUUGGUUUGCCUAGGAUCUUCCGAGUUCAGUUCAUCCUGGCUGGUCCGUUGUUUGCUGUCGUCGGCGGUGGAAAUACCGUGCUUCUCGCUAAUCUGUACUCGAUCGCAUCGGAUUUGGUGGUUCAAUCAGACCGAGCUUCCACAUUUUUCCUCAUGGCAUUCGCCAGUCUAGUCGGCGCCUCUAUUGGGCCAGCUAUUUCCUCCGUCUUUAUGGAAACAUUUUCACCUUGGGUUUCAGCCUUCAUCGCCUUCUUCGCCAACCUGGUUGCUCUAAUCCCGCUCUUCUUCGUACCCGAGACGUUGUCGCCAUCAAAGCAAGACUCCGACUCUGAUCAAGAGUCAGAAGAUGGGCCUCAUAAUUUCCGAUCACACCUUUCUCAGCUCCUUCAACUCGGCUCUUCCAUCGCAUCGCUCAAGUCCUCUUCCCUGGUUAUUGUGUUGGCCACCUUUCUCACAGCGGCACCUGAGGUCCUGGGUACAUCCCAAUUUUUGGCACAGUACAUUAGCAAGCGUUUUGACUGGCCUCUCGCCAAAACGGGCUAUCUUUUGACCCUCCGCGGGGUCAUCCACAUGGUAGUCCUGCUCUUCACACUUCCUCUACUCUCCAGGGUACUCUUGCGAUAUCAGCGCCCUCCUGUCAAGGACUUGACUCUUGCCCGUGCCUCCGUUGCUAUUGCCGCCGUCGGAGCACUCUGCAUGGCUGCGCCACAGAUAGGAUUGGUGAUUGCUGGGCUAGCGAUUCAUAGCCUCGGGUCGGGCCUGGCCCCGCUGUGUCGCUCGCUAGCAACUAGCUAUGUGACACCACAGGACACGUCCAAAUUGAAUACGGUCAUCGGCAUAGUCCAAACAACAGGGUCGCUCUUUGCUGGGCCGGCAUUCGCGUGGUUAUUUGAGACUGGAAUGAAACUGGGAGACAUGUCGCUUGGGCUGCCGUAUUAUGGUUUGGCAGGGUCGUUCGUUUUGUGCCUGGUGGGCCUGGUCUUUGUUCACCCCCCUGCUCAGGGAGAGGAGAGCGAUGAGCCCUAG